AAUAGAAGCUGCCAAUUCGUAAAUAUUUAACACUUUUGAUUGACGGCGUGGGGAUAUUUUCAAAUAUUGAAAAGUUUACUGCAGAAACUAGGCCGUUGUACGGUGCUUGAGAGUCCUAGCAAUUUACACACUCAAAACAACAUGAACAAAGCUGACAGUCACCACAUCCUGUUAAUAUGGUGAAGAAACCCACGCUGAUUGCUUUUGAUCUUGACUUCACUUUGUGGCCAUUUGCAGUGGACAUGUCGGCAUAUGUGGCCCCGCCAUUUAGUAAGAAUAUGAAUGGGCAGGUAGUGGAUACCCGGUCGAGAAAGAUAAAACAUUUUAAGGAGGUGCCCAGUAUACUGAAGCGGCUCCACCAUGAAGGCUACAUCUUGGCUAUUGCAUCACGCACUGGAGACCCCGAGGCUGCACGUCAGCUCUUGAAACUCUUUAAUUGGGAAAAAUACUUCACAUACAUAGAAAUCUAUCGAGGAUCAAAGAUUACACACUUUAAGCGAUUUAAAUCAGAAUCUGGAAUUGACUUCAGUGAAAUGCUGUUAUUUGAUGAUGAACACAGGAACAAGAGGGACCUUGACACUAUUGGCGUUAUGAUGAUAAUGGUCAUUGGUGGAGUGACUCACAAAUUGGUUACAGAGGGAUUAGACAAAUUUUCUAACUCAUAUGAACAGAAGUAAAUGUAAAAAUAUACGUGGUUAAACUAAUACAGUUGUAUACUGUACUAUUUAAACUUUUAAUAAAUAUAAAGAUUAUCUUGUUUAUAAUUACAGUACUUGCUUUGUACUGUACACGUUUAUGAUCUAGAAUUCACCUACCACAAAAUCAUUUUAUUUAUGAAAACAAACCCACCAAAUAUUUUAAUAUGCUGUAAGUCUAUACUGUACACAAUAUAUUGGUAACUGGA
This is a messenger RNA of Homarus americanus (American lobster), 904 nucleotides long. Its product is annotated as magnesium-dependent phosphatase 1-like. Gene Ontology annotation, molecular function: acid phosphatase activity. NCBI's taxonomy places the organism in Eukaryota, Metazoa, Arthropoda, Malacostraca, Decapoda, Nephropidae. The record is from RefSeq and is a predicted model, not a curated record. The transcript is spliced from 5 exons. Bases 177 to 677 code for a protein of 166 amino acids.